Molecule: messenger RNA, 4390 nt
Organism: Austrofundulus limnaeus
Lineage: Eukaryota; Metazoa; Chordata; Actinopteri; Cyprinodontiformes; Rivulidae
Gene: taok3b
Product: TAO kinase 3b
Exons: 8
Coding region: 863-2179 (438 amino acids)
Biological process (GO): regulation of cytoskeleton organization; protein phosphorylation
Cellular component (GO): cytoplasm
Molecular function (GO): protein serine/threonine kinase activity
Source: RefSeq, a predicted model, not a curated record
UCUCUUUAAAGGAAGGGGGAGUGUAGGAAAAAGGGACAGAGGCAACUCGAGAUGAAUAGAAGGCACCAGAACCACCUACCAUGACCAAGUGCGCUGUAAAUGUAGGACAGAGAUUCGAGUGGAGUACAAACGGAUCUUCGGGCGACAGAUUGGAGGGAGAACCAUGUUUGGAUGUGCCUCAUCUGAGUCAAGGGUUUUUCACUAUGGUGUCACGGUCGAUCAUCGCAGGGACGCAGGGAAACUGGUUUUCCUCCCAAAUGUUUCCUGCGUUUUGCAACGGGAAAGGAGAGUGGCAGUAAAAUACACCUCAGCGGCAUCUUUCUGAUUAUCAAUGGUAGCGUUGCAUAAUUCAGCCUCAUCCAUCGCAGCUGUUUGAAGAAGAAGAAAAAAAGGGAGGAAAGACGCCAGAGGACUGACUCCAUCCAGCGGCUGCCUCCUCGGCGGUGCCUACAAUUGUUCGGCGAUGCCCUUUCCUCUCUCAGGAAGGACUUGCACACAGUAGCGGAGGGAAAGCGGCUCGUGUGUGCGCGCGUGUGUGUGUGGGGGGGAGGAUGCGCCUGACGCUGGACGUGUGCUGCAUUCAGGGAGAUUCGGCACCGACGGGAGCUCCAGCACCAGCGGCGGGCCUGGGAAGCACCCAGCUCCACUGUCUCCUCCUUUUCCUCCCCCCCUGCAGGACCAUGCUUGCGUGAGGGAUGAGGCUGUGCACAGGGACGCCAGGCCAGAGCUGCGGCCUACACCUGACAAGAGCCGGUCCCCCGACUGCAAGAAGACCCGCGGACACACUAUCACCAUCACAUCAGCAUCUUUGGGCAUCAGGUAGAUCCAGGAGCAUGAGCAGGACUUUGAGCUGCGGGAGCAGAUGUCUGGGUAUAAGCGCAUGCGGCGACAGCACCAGAAGCAGCUGAUCGCCCUGGAGAACAGGCUAAAGGCCGAGAUGGAUGAGCACAGGCUCAGGCUGCAGAAGGAAUUAGAAACACAAGCAAAUAACACUUACAUUGAGCUGGAACGACUGGCCAAACGUCAUGUUGCUCAAACAGAUAAAGAGAUGAAGUCAGUUGCAUCUGAGGAAAGACGGAUUCAGCAACAAAUUGUUGCUCAACAAAAGAAAGAACUGAGCUCCUUUUUAGAGAAUCAGAAGAAGGAGUACAGGCUUUGCAAAGACAAGAUCAAAGAUGAGAUGACUGAAGACCUUUGUUCGACCAAGGAAGAGAAGCAGGAGCGUCUGUCUCGGUACAAAGAAACGAUGCAGCGCUCCCAGGCCGAGGAGGAAGCUCACCUGCUGGCCCAGCAGAGGCUGGUCUACGACCGCAGCUGCCGGGCCCUCAAACGUCGAAGUCUGCUCCGGCGGCACGAGUUCGAACAGGAACAGCUGAGAGAGGAGCUGAACAAAAAGAGAACCCAGAAGGAGAUGGAGCAUGCCCUGAUGAUCCGGCAGGACGAGUCCACCCAGGACCUGGAGCACCGGCAGCUGCAGAUGCUGCAGAAGCUGCGAGUGGAACUCAUGCGGCUGCAGCACCAGACAGAGUUCGAGAACCAGGAGGAGUAUAACAGCCGGCGGCAAACAGAGCUACAAAGAAAACACAGUCUGGAGCAGCGGCAGCAGCCCAGAAACCUCAAGAUGCUGGAGAUGCAGAUCAAGAAACAGUUCCAGGAUACGUGUAAGGUGCAGAACAAGCAGUACAAGGCUCUUAGGAACCAUCAGCUGGAAGUGUCUCCCAAAGGGGACCAUAAAACUAUCCUGAAGAACCUGAAAGAGGAGCAGACACGUAAGCUGGCUGUUCUGGCUGAGCAGUAUGAACAAAGCAUCAACGAAAUGAUGGCUUCACAAGCGAUGAGAUUAGAAGCAGAGCAGGAAAGCGAGUGCCAAGCUCUGAAGCAGCAGCUGAAGCAGGAGAUGGAGCUCCUGGACGCCUACCAGAAAAAAACCCAGUCACAGAUGGAGGCCCAACAUGAGCGAGAGCAGCAGAAACUUGAGCAGAAGGUUUCCAUACGGAGAGCACACCUUGAACAGAAGAUUGAAGAGGAGCUGGCUGCCCUCCAGAAGGAGCGGACUGAAAAGAUAAAGCACUUGUUGGAACGUCAGGACCGAGAAAUGAGCACUUUUGACUCAGAGAGCAGAAGCCUCGGUUUCGGAAGCCUUGGAUCUCUGGACUUCCCCAAAGAAGACAACAGAUGAAAGUGGAUCUAUCUUUUUAAUAGACAACAUAUCCGUGCCCUUCUCAUAUCCUUGUGUGUGUGGAUGGGGGAGUUUGUCACAUCCGCCGCUGCGGUGACAAAACCUGGACAACCUUCUCUGCUAUUUUUCUUCUCUCUUAGAUCUUCUAAUUGAGGUGUUCUUACGUGCAAUGAGAGAAACUUGAUACAGGGAGGGAGAAACGGAAGAAUCGUGUCAAUAAAAAGGCAGUGUUUGGACACUUUUCCUCCAUGCCAUUUCCUCUUUUUGGUAUGAAACAAAUAAAUCAGGAAAUUUUAGUAAAAAUGGGCACUUUGAUAUGUUUAAAUAGAAAUCCAUCAUGUUCAUAUGGUUCUAAAAAGUGUGUGUUACAUGGAGGGACAUUGUGGAAUGUGAACUGCGGACUCCCCCGUAGUGUUAAGCUGCUUUGUUUGAUUUAUUCUUUUUUAAUUCAUUGAAGUUUUGUUGUAUUUAUUUUAAUCUCUGAAUGUGAAAAUUACUGUAUGGGGGAUCAUUGGGGUUUAUUUUUAGUUUAUUUUCAAUCAUACUUCCAUGUUGUGCUUAUGCAUACAGUAUAUUGUGGUCCCUCACUUUUUUCUAGGCAACAGAUUCUCUCUUUUUUUAAAUUUAUUUGAUAUGUAGAACUAAUUGGCAUUAGCUUGACCAACCUGUUUAUCCUCUCACAAGUCAAGAUCCCACUUGGUAAAACUGCUUAUUAUUGCAUGCACUUUAAGGACAAAUUCAGGUUGUGAAGUGAAGCAUGAAUCUGUCAGAGAUUUUAGCUGUUUGUAAAUAAGUGGUCAUAGCAAGGUUUUUUUUGUUCAAUUUUUAUUUUAAGCCUACUGGACAUAAACAACGUGUUUGACAUGAUUUUUUAUUUUUAUUUACUUAUUUUCACAAAUGCCUUUAUUUAAGUUGUGCCUGAAGCAGAUUUCAGUUUUUGUGUUUGUUACUAUUAUAUCUAUAUUUUACUGAUUUAGGCCAGCACCAUUUUGUUUGUCUGAACUUGUGAAUCAUUUAAUGUUCACUAAUCUUGUAAAAGGAAAAAUGGUGAGAAUUGUGCUGUAUAAUUUUUGAUAUGAAUAUUUGUACAUGAGAAACAUAGCUAGAAAUAUACAGAGACACAGGUCUAUUACUGAUAUAGCUUAAAGAGAAAAAAAGUUUUGCUUCUUUUUUAUAAUAUUGAGAAAUGGUCAUACAGUAGUUCAAUAUAUUGCUAAGUCAAAACAAAAGACUUUCAGAUUGUAUAAAUGCUGGUGAAUGGAAUCACACACUUCUUACAAUAUCCGUGUGAGGGUCUGGAACCGACGUGGGUCUUUGGGUUAAUUGAGUAUUUUUUGUGUUUGAGGACAAGAUUUGAGAUAUUUUUCACCGUGUUCAUUAGGUUCAUUGAACAGGUUGCACAAUUAUUCCAUUCGCAGUGAAUGGAAAAGGAAAUUUUUUGGUGCUUAAGUUCUAAAUAAAACCACCUUUAGCCUUGUAGUUUUUGUCUUAGAGAACGAUUGAGUUUCACAAAAUGCUCGCAUUUUGCUACCUUCCCUCUGAGUCAAAACACUAUUAAUGACCCCUGACCUAUUUGGAGCACCCCAGGCAGUGAAUCACCCUAAAAAAUAGACAAUUGGGUAAAUCCAUUUGAUCAUUUUUGAAAUGUUUAAAGUCUUGAAUGCAACCCUGUUUUGUUCAACAGGCAUCUCUAUCUUCUUGUCGUUUUACUUUUUCAAAUGCUUAUAUUGGGUCUAAUUCCUCACAGGGGCUGAAAUUACAAAGUAUUUCAAAAAAAGAGGACUCUAAUAAUAACCAGUUUCUGAUGGCAAUAGAACCUAAAUGCUCUUGUUUUACAAGCUGACAGCUAAAUGCAGUCGGACCAGAUGAGUUCUGAACUUUCAUUUGGUUUCUCAGACUUUUCCACUUUCAUGAACUUUCUGAAAUCUGAUCAAAACGUUUCUCAUAUGCAGUAAGGAAAGGGCAUUUUGUCCAGUCACAUCUUACUGAAGCUUUGUGGACCAAUGGUUGCAGUGAAAAAAAAAGUGCUGUUGGGGUGCUUGUUUGCCUGAGAGCUUCAGAACAACAAGGAACCUUACAAUUUGUGUAAAUUUUAGGUUACUAGAAAGAUGUAUUUAGUUAGAAUAUAAAGGGGACUUUCCUAAAGAAUUUUAUUCACCAUUUCCUGUGCAGUUCGAAGACAAAAUAAAAAAGAUUUUGUUGAAAAAAAAA